This is a messenger RNA of Eruca vesicaria subsp. sativa (arugula), 279 nucleotides long. Lineage: Eukaryota; Viridiplantae; Streptophyta; Magnoliopsida; Brassicales; Brassicaceae. The record is from the annotation of a GenBank genome assembly.
AUGGAUCUGAUCUUUGUGACUCAGAGAGGUUCAUCAUUCUCCAUUGAAGUUGGUUACUACGAUAGUGUUUUAGAGAUCAAAGAGAAGAUUGAGAAGUAUCAACGUAUCCCUGUCUCCAAACAAACCCUUGUCUUCCAAAGAAAGGUUCUUCAAGAUGAUCACAAUAUCGAACAAUGUAAUCUCUUCAACAACUCUCGUCUCAAGCUCAUCAUCUCCUCUCCUGGUAACGACGACCAAAAGGGCAGCAUUAAAGUGGUCAAAACCGAGCAGUCUCCAUAG